Durusdinium trenchii is the source of this 1670-nucleotide messenger RNA. NCBI's taxonomy places the organism in Eukaryota, Dinophyceae, Suessiales, Symbiodiniaceae. The record is from the annotation of a GenBank genome assembly.
AGCUCCGGUGAAAACCCUGGCGCUCGGAGCCCCAUUCGUCAAAACCCCAUGGCAACGAACGGCGUGGCCAUGGCGGCCGUAGCACUGGCUCGCCUCCUUUGGGCGACUGCGGCAGAGGAGCUUUCCUGUGUGGAUGAGAACUGUGGUGUGAACCUGGUGCAGAUCCAGAUUGCAAAGGCUGUGCAUCGAAAGACUGAUUAUUGGUAUCCCGGCCGCGCGGUGGACUACAACCGCUCGGGCUACAGCGAUGCCACCGGGCCUUGGCCUCUGAAGGCACCCAGCUGGAAGUUCGAGGAAGCUGGCAUGAACUUCCAUCAGACACCCUGCAUCGACCACGAGCGGAACAUCUACACGGGCAGCGACCAGGGACGGAUCCUGAGCUUCGAUGCCCAGGGCUCCAAGCGCUGGGAGGUGCAAGGCCCAUCAAGAGCAUGUCAAAAUCCUUUCCUCUACGAUUCCAAACUCUACACCUCCUGUGAUGAUGGCUCCGUCAUGGCCUUGGACAUGACCGACGGUCGGAUCCUCUGGCACCGACAGCUGGAAGAGGAGCUGCCGGAUGACACCUACAGUAUGACAGCUACAGAAGAGUUUCUCUUUAUGCCAUACGGCUAUCAAAAAAAUCUCAUGAAUCCCAAAGAUCGCACCGGCUCGCCGGCGGUGGCCUUGCUGCGGCGCUCGGACGGCAAGCUCUUGUGGACCUUCGAGGUACCAGGCUCCUCCACAGUGAACCUGGCGCCCUGCAUGUUUGAGACCUCCGUUAUCUUCAACGAUGUGAGCGGUGGCAUUUAUCACUUGCGCUUAUCCGAUGGCUCGGUGAUUUGGAAGAAGGAGGCCCUCUCGCCUGGCAGCUAUACCCUGGGCGGAGUGUCGUGCAGCGCGGAUGGGAAGGUCUACAACGGCUUUUCGGUGGGGACCGGUAAGAAUGAGACAGGUGGCCUCCAAGCGCUCAACAUCAGUACUGGUGAGCGGAUCUUCACCAAGCAGUUUAGCGCCGCAGUGCACAAUGCACCCGCAGUGGGGAAGGUCUAUGGACACAACCGUUUAGCCGUCGUCUUCGGCAUGGGCGAGCCUGCGGGAGUGCCCAUUGGCCCUCCACGGCACGUCAACGGCACCGUCUUCGCAGCAGAUGCGGAGACGGGUGAGGUGCUGUGGAGCUUUGAACCCGCCGCUUGGGAUGGUGUGGGGGUGGCCGGGUCCACCAUGGACCAAAUCUGCCUUCCAGACCUCUUCUCUGCCGCGACCAUCUCCAAGGAUGGAACCGUGUACAUUAACUGGUCCGCUGGUGGCGUCACCUAUGCCCUUCGAGAGCCUUGGCGGAGAUGCUCCCUGCCUUGUGUGUUGGCAAGAAUGGCAGAGAACACGUGAAGUGUUUUGUGCCCAGAGAUGCUGAGAGUGAUGUUGUUCUGAGGGUACAGAUUAGACGACGUGUGUAGCUGAUUCAGAUCGGGGCACAUUAGAUUCAGAGGUGGUUGUCCAUUUUCCACCCGUUCCAGCUAUACAAUUAAACAAACAAUUUGCUGCAGCCUUGAAUGAAGAAAAGAGCUUCCCCAACUAGAACGCUUUCCGCAACUUUUGCAAGGUUUAGGUGGUUGCAUAAAUGGUUCAGUAGUGUUUGUCGCUCCCCCUUCCAUCUCCUAUAUUCCAUUACACCCUGGAAGACUAAAAUGGAC